AUGGUGGUGCCAUCAUCAUUUCCCGCGGUGAAAGCCCACCUGGACCAGGUCCUAAGCGACCCCUCCAUCGGCUUAGACACCACGCUUCUUGACAAGUUGAAAAUAGAAUUCACGGAGAACGUCGAUCCUACAGUUCCUGCAACGCUUCUGACGCAGAUUCCGCAGCUUCUACCAGUCCUCCAGGAAGACCCAACUCCCCUCACCGUGCUGGGUACCCGAGCUACCGCAUAUUUCUCCUUCGCUGAUCUCCGAUCCGUCGAACCGCCGGUCAACUUCGUCGCAGGCUUCAAGGCACCGUCGCCACCGAUCAAUCUGUUGGCUCUUUCAUUAUUAGAGAAGGCAGGGCAAGUGCCCAGUGAUGCUGCGAUGGUGGCUGGCGAUUCGGAGCUGGUUGCUUCCCUUGUGGAACUCUGGCUUUCGACGUCUUCGACCGAGGUGGCUCAGGCUGCAUUGGAUACGAUUUGGGCGCUUUUGGAAAUUGAUAAUGAGAAUUCUCGGGAGAAUGGUGCGGAUGUGAAGGUCGGAGGACAGGGCCUCGUGUGGAGGAGGAUGUUUACCGACAAGGAUGUCUAUGGAACCCUCUUCUCCAUAUGCAGUCUCAACGACGACAGACCGGGGAGCCUUCCAAAGCGCGAUAAAACAGUGGCUCAAGGCAGGCUGAUGGGACUUCUUGUGAGAGCGGGUAGACUACGCUGGGACAUCAUCUCGACUUCGCAAGUUCCCGAAGUUGAAUCCAAAUACCAGAGUAACAGCUUACUGCAUUUCGCGGCUUGCCAGAUGGUCGACAAGAGUGAUGUACUGAUGCAUAUGACACUAUUGAACUUCUUCCGUGACCUUCUAGAAAUCGAUGCUCCGGGUCUUGUGGCGAGGAGCUACGUGCAGUCCGCAUCUACGUUUUCUUCUCCUGCUCUGGACUUUCUUAUUACCCACAAUGUGCACCCGACAGUGCUUGAAUGCUAUUUGGAUGAAUCCAAGCUCGACCCCGUGGAUUUCAGCUUUCUUCAUGGUCCGAUUAUGACUUACGUCGCGCAAUAUACAGAACUCUAUCCCAACCACUUUCUUCAAAACCAGCAGAGUUUGUUGGAUCGCGUCUUGGAACGAGUUACCGAGUCUCUUAGGAUAUCGUCUACACAAUGGGCACAUGGUCGGAUCCCAAGCGGCCAACUCAAUGUUCUCUCUUCCCUUCCCCGCGUGCUGUUAGUGGAGGCCAGUAAGCAAGGUCUAAAUCCUGUGCUUGCGCUUCCUACCAACCCACCCAGCAAGGAAGCAUUGAAUGCCCUUGCUAGAAUACUCCACGGCCCACAGAGGUCGAGCACUCCCAAUUCAACGGAGCUCAAUUCUUCUGGCCAGACCCCAACAGACUGGCAAAAAGAGGCAGCGGCAGCUCGUUACUUGUAUUUUGUUUAUCUGAACGACCACCCCAAUCUCUGGAAGGAUAUUGUCGCGUCAGCUGACAUUCUGGCUAUGAAAGACGUCUGCUUGGCAUCGAUGUCAUUUAUGCAAGCCAUUGUAACUGCGAAUUGGCAGACUUUGACCGAUCAGGUCAUCGCGCCAGUCCCUGGUAUGGGCUCCCGAUUCCAGCUUCCAUCCGAGCAAAGCCUGGGUAGUGUGUCUCCAUCUAAGCAGGGAUCACUGCCAACUUCGGGCUCUUGGGCAGUCCUUACACCACCAGCUUUGUUGACGCUACUGCCCUAUUUGUUCAAGCCGCCACGGUCCUACGCGGAAUUCGUUGGAGGCGGAGCUGGUGAUGCGGAGAAUGCGGUUUGGAAGAUUGCUACUGCGAAGUAUGAUGUGCUCGUAACCUUGCAUGAUCGGAUGAAGGAGUUGGACAACAAGACACCGGAGUUUGAAGACAUCAUGCGGACUCUGCAGCAACGAGUUAGAGAUGGACCAUUGGGGCCUAUCACGCGGACUGUGCAAAAUGUUGGAACUAUAGGGCUGUGA
Messenger RNA from Aspergillus chevalieri, 1944 nucleotides. RefSeq lists its product as uncharacterized. The transcript has a single exon. The record is from RefSeq and is a predicted model, not a curated record. Lineage: Eukaryota; Fungi; Ascomycota; Eurotiomycetes; Eurotiales; Aspergillaceae. The coding region runs from base 1 to 1944 and encodes 647 amino acids.